AUGGCUUGCCCUUUUGAAGCAGAUUCAGAAAUCGCUGCAAUUGGGAAGUUCAUGACAGGGUUGAAGCACUUAGAGCUUCGAUUCUCGAGGUUAACGGCCAAAAGGAUCGAAUCAAUCAGCGAAAGGUGCUUGAAUUUGGAGUUCCUGUAUUUGUUAGGGUGUGUUAAUGUAGGGGGUGCUGCGAGCUCGACUUUGAGUAGGUUGAGAAGCCGGAUUCUGCAUUUCCAUGUCGUUGAUCGGGCAUUCAUUGGGGUGUGGGCAUUGAGAUUUGUCUGA
This is a messenger RNA of Linum trigynum, 276 nucleotides long. NCBI's taxonomy places the organism in Eukaryota, Viridiplantae, Streptophyta, Magnoliopsida, Malpighiales, Linaceae. The record is from the annotation of a GenBank genome assembly.